UAAGCCAGCUGACGUGGAAGCAGUUCUCUCUUUCAGGACAAAAAUAAGACGCAUUUCGGAACAGAUUGUCGGAGAGACAGGAACAACAUCAAGGUGAGUAAAACGGGACAACUUUCAGGAAUGGCCUCCUCUGACACUUCCUGGUCUGAGGACAACUUUUCAUGUUCCAUCUGUCUGGAUGUCUUCAGCAGCCCAGUUUCCACCCCAUGUGGACACAACUUCUGCAGAAUCUGUAUUACAAAAUUCUGGGAUGAACAACUCCAGUACAAAUGUCCUGUUUGCAACGAGCUUUUCCAUACUAGACCUGAUCUACGGGUCAAUACCCUCUUAUCAGAGCUGGCAGCUCAGUUUAGAACGACCGAACGAGAAGAAGAGCAGCCUUGUGUUGAACCAUCAGGAGUUGCCUGUGACGUCUGUACUGGGACCCAGCUGAAGGCCGUGAAGUCCUGCCUAGUGUGUCUCAUCUCUUACUGCCAAACCCACCUGGAGCCACAUCAGAGAGUCGCAGGCCUGAAGAAACAUCGGCUGGUCGAGCCUAUGGACCGUCUGGAAGAAAGGAUUUGUACGAAACACAAUCAACUUCUGGAGCUCUUCUGCCAGACUGAACAGGUGUCUGUCUGUCAGUUCUGCACAGAGACAGACCACAGGUCCCAUACUAUUGUACCUCUAAAGGAGGAAUAUGAAGUGAAGACGGCCCAGCUCGGGAAGAUGGAGGCUGAAGUUCCGCAGAUGAUCCGGGAGAGAAAACUAAAGAUUAAGGAGAUCGAAGACACAGGAGACAUGAGCAAGGACGAUGCAGACAGAGAGAUAGCUGAUGCUGGGCAGGUCUUCAAUGCUCUGAUAUGCUGUGUUGAAAAGUGCCGGGAUGAUUUCAACCAAACGGUAAAAGAGAAACUGAAAUCCACAGAAAAAGAAUCUGAAGAAUUCACCAAAGAGCUGGAGCAGGACAUAGAAGAUCUGAACCAAAGAAGCUCAGAGCUGAAGCCACUCUCACACACUAAAGACCACCUCCACUUCCUCCAGGCCUUCAAAUCCCUGAAGGAUCCUCCACCAACCAGGGACUGGACGACGGUGGAGGUACGUCCUCCAUCAUACGUAGGGACUUUGACGAGAUCCCUGGAUCAGCUGGAGGAGACACUGAACAUGGAGAUGAAGAAGCUGCGUGGUGCUGAACUGAAGGGGGUCCAGCAGAAUGAAGUAGCUGCGAGUCUGGAUCCUGAUACAGCUCGUCCCGCACUCAUCCGGUCUGAGGAUGGGAAACAAGUGAAUCAUGGAGAUGUGGUGAAGAAACUCCCAGCCAUCCCUAAGAGCGUUAUCCAUGUUCAGCCUGACCUGAGAACAGGUGUAAAGAAAUAUUCCUGUGAACUCACACUGGACCCGAACACAGCCCACAGACAUCUCUCUCUGUCUGAGGACGACACAGAGGUGACACAGGAAGGAUGCAAUCAGGGGUAUCCUGGUCACCCAGAAAGAUUUAACUACUACAGACAGGUGUUGUGUAGAGAGGGUCUGACUGGCCGCUGUUACUGGGAGGUAGAGUGGGAAGGAAGGGUGGAUAUAGGAGUGACAUACAGAGGAAUCCAAAGGAAAGGAAGAGGGGAAGACGCUGAGAUUGGACAGUACGCAGAUUCUUGGAGUCUUCAAUGUGAUGGUGAAGAUGACAACGCUACCUGGUACAACGAGAAUCAAGAAGAAUGGUUUACCCUCCCGUGUAACAGAAUAGGAGUGUACCUGCACCAUUAUGCUGGGGUUCUGUCCUUCUACAGUGUGUCCUCAGAUUACGGCGAGCCCUCAGGAAAACUGACACACAUCUACACCUUUCAUUCCACAUUCACUGAGGAGCUCUACCCUGGGUUUCUGUUACAUGAUACUGAUUCCACAGUGUCUCUUUGUCAGUUGUAGUCUCCCUCUCUCCCGCCCUCCCUCAUUGAUUGCAUGGCAGGGGUGAUCUCUACAGAGUGGUGAGGUGUUGAGUAUUGAUAAUCUACAGUCAUGUGAAGUCGUUUUUUUACUGCGGGUCUAGGGAGGGUCUUGUGGUCUUUGUAGCUGGGCAACAUUUCCAAUAGGUCACAAUGACAGAGGUGACCAAAGUCUCACCGAAGCACCGUGUUAAGGUUUUGCAGAUGUUUCAGUGUACGCUUGAAGCGUGUGUGUUGUAUGUUGCUGAGGCCGUGGACAAUGGUUGAGUACAUUCUGUCCAAAAUUCGGAAGGAGGGAAAAUCGUAGACGUUUUUGGAAACAAAGGAUAAGUAAAAAGUUUUUUUGUUUUCAUGCUCUUCUAUUCUUUGAUGAACAUGGUUCCAGGCUGUCACACGCUCCCCCCCCGCCUUAUUAAAUGUGCUGUCACUUGCAGAUGGCUUUGCAUAGGCCAAACUUUUACAUUUUACAUUUACAUUUAGGGCAUUUAGCAGACGCUUUUAUCCAAAGCGACUUACGAUAAGUACAUUUGUCACAAGAAGUGCAUCAAUAUAUCGCUGUCGGUACAGAAAGGAUGUUCAUAGAACCAAGUGCAAGUACAACAAUCGCUAUGCUAACCAAUUCCCUGUGUUACAGCAAUGAUAGCAGCUACUGCAGUUGCUACACAGUGAAGUACUAUAAUACAAUACAAUACAAUACAAUACAACACAAUACAAUACAGUGUGCAAUGGUGGCCAGAAGGGGGAGGGUGGCUAUGCAGAGUCGAGGUGGACUCUGAACAGGUACUGAACAUACUUAACAGCACAGAGAGUUGUCUAUUUAACAGUAUGUGAGCCACUUUCUGUUGAUACCAUCUUUCGUCUCAUAUAUGCCAACACCUGUUCUGGGGGGUUGUUGAGGGUGGAAGUUAAAAACUGGCAAAAACUUUGGAGGCUGGGCGUGCAAAAUAAGUAAAUCCCUCACCCUCAUCUGGGUGUAUAGCUAGCUCAGCUUCCCCUUUGCUGGAACCUGACUCUGCCUGGGUUGACUACAGAGCUACAUCUGCAAUAGUGGAUAUUCUUUUAAUUUAUGUUUUUUAUUAUUUCGAACAUAAUCUUGGGUUUUUAUUUCUAUUCAUAAAAAAAUUGCCCAUCCAACCCUGCACACUGGCCCUUGUACAUUUCACUUUUUCUUUGCUGGUUUGUGCUCCAUCAAUCAUCGUCUCAGCAUCACCACUACGUCACUGGACUAUAGUAACAAUAAUAAAAUAUAGACUAUGAUUCUUAAAAAACUUAAAUAAAACUUUAAUACUUUGCAUAAUGUAUUUAAACAAUACCUGCUCACUUAAACUGCUUUUUCUCCCGAUUUAAUCUGAACUUAAUUAUUAUGUUGUAAAGGACACAACAAUGCUGGUCUUAAUAUUUACAUUUCUGUAUGUACUGUUUACUGUUUAAUUAUUGUAUGCAUUUUUUAGGCUGUCUGAUUCUUGUCUAUUUGUUUCUUGUGUGUAACACCAAGGACCAUGCUGGAAAUAAGAAUUACAAUUUUGCGUUUUGCAUGGCUUUGGAUUACUGUUUUAGUGUUUUGAUCCAGAAAUAAAGCAAAUCAAAUCAAUCAU
This is a messenger RNA of Gadus chalcogrammus (walleye pollock), 3514 nucleotides long. Its product is annotated as tripartite motif-containing protein 16-like. Lineage: Eukaryota; Metazoa; Chordata; Actinopteri; Gadiformes; Gadidae. The record is from RefSeq and is a predicted model, not a curated record. The transcript has 3 exons. The coding region runs from base 121 to 1902 and encodes 593 amino acids. Gene Ontology annotation, molecular function: zinc ion binding; protein binding.